Messenger RNA from Rhizopus microsporus ATCC 52813, 465 nucleotides. RefSeq lists its product as uncharacterized. NCBI's taxonomy places the organism in Eukaryota, Fungi, Mucoromycota, Mucoromycetes, Mucorales, Rhizopodaceae. The record is from RefSeq and is a predicted model, not a curated record. The transcript has a single exon. The coding region runs from base 1 to 465 and encodes 154 amino acids.
AUGCAACCACAGUCACUUUACUCUCACAGUGUAAACCCUGUUCACUUGUUAGAGAUCCAAGUCCUAUCACAAGUGGUACAUCAAUUACAGAGCAAGAAUGAUAUCCGGGGAUCGAUACCUUAUUUAGCCAAGAUUGUUCAAAUCAUUGACAAUCAAAGACUAGAGAAGACAAACAACAGGGACCUCUACUUCCGUCAGCUGAACGAAUAUCGUAAGGUACAGUCAAGGGCUCAUUUUGACUUGGCAGAAGCUUAUUUCAAGAUCCAUGAUUUUAUACUGAGUGAAGCAUCGUUUUCUAUUGCGGUCAAAAACUGGGAAAAACUGAUGGAACAUGAGGAACAGGUUGAAGUCAAAGAACUUUUAAGCAAGUCUUAUGAUUAUUUAAAAACCUGCUACGAAGCCAUGGGAAAAGACCAAUUGGCGUAUUUUAUAGGUGUUAAAAAGAAUAAACUAAUGCAAGCAUAA